This is a messenger RNA of Ictidomys tridecemlineatus (thirteen-lined ground squirrel), 6932 nucleotides long. The record is from RefSeq and is a predicted model, not a curated record. Lineage: Eukaryota; Metazoa; Chordata; Mammalia; Rodentia; Sciuridae.
GGCCCCGCGCCCCCCGGAGCGCCGCCUGCGCCCUGCCCGCCGCAGGGCAGCCCGCAAGACCAGCACCACUUCCUCCGGUCCAGCGUGCGGCCGCAGAGCAAAAGGCCCCGGAAGGACGCGGCGGGCUGCGGCGCCAGUGUCUCUGGGCCCCGUGGGAGAGGAGCUGACAGUAACGGGUCAACCUCUGGAAACGGGUCUGGUGUUGCCCCUGCUGCCCCUGCAGGGGGCUCGCGCUCCUCUUCCCGGAACUUAGGGUCCUCAGGGGCUGAAAAGGAGGAAGGCAAGAAGGUCCGGCGACAGUGGGAGUCAUGGAGCACAGAGGAUAAGAACACCUUCUUCGAGGGAUUGUAUGAGCAUGGGAAGGACUUUGAAGCGAUUCAGAACAACAUUGCUUUGAAGUACAAGAAGAAGGGCAAGCCUGCAAGCAUGGUGAAGAACAAAGAGCAAGUGCGGCACUUCUACUAUCGCACCUGGCACAAGAUCACCAAGUACAUCGACUUUGACAAUGUGUUCUCUCGAGGGCUGAAAAAGUCGUCCCAGGAGCUGUACGGCCUCAUCUGCUAUGGCGAGCUGCGCAAGAAGAUCGGGGGCUGUAUGGACGACAAGAAUGCCACGAAGCUGAACGAGCUCAUCCAGGUUGGAGCCACCACAGUACGUUACAAAGGGAGGAACCUGCGGAUCAAAGCACCCAUGUGCCGGGCCCUGAAGAAGCUCUGUGAUCCUGAUGGCCUCAGUGAUGAAGAGGACCAGAAGCCAGUACGUCUGCCCCUGAAAGUCCCUGUAGAGCUACAACCACGGAACAACCAUGCCUGGGCACGAGUACAGAGCCUUGCCCAGAACCCACGCCUUAGGAUGAUUGUGGAGCUGCAUCGGAAGGUGUCCAGCCUUAUCGAGUUCUUGAAGCAGAAGUGGGCACUCCAGGAAGUGCGAGUUCGGAAGACUCUCGAGGAGCGGCAGCUCCCGGGCACCAGCACCCUGCAGACACAGGAGAAGGUGGCGCUGCACCUGUUCCCUGGCGAGAACUGCACGCUGACGCCAUUGCCUGGUGUGGCCCGUGUGGUGCACUCCAAGGCCUUCUGCACGGUGCACUGGCAGGAGGGUGGCCGGUGCAAGCAGAGCACCAAAGAUGCCCAUUCGCUACCCCCAGCCCAGAUCCUGGGCAUCCAGAGUGGGCAGGGAACAGCCCGGGGCCAGGUGAAGUGCCCAAGGGGUGGCACUGAGGGCAAGGGCGGUGGGCGGCCCCCUCCUGCCACCGAUGUGUUGCAGAGUUCUGGAGAGAGUUCCCCUGAAAGUGCCCCUGGGGAGGGGGCCACCCCAAGUCUGAGCAGCCUGGACGCUCCUGACAGGCCUCCCCCUGGGCAUCAGGACUCCGGGCCAAGUCUCGAGAAGACCCCUGCAGCAGCUCCUGCAGAGGGCAGGGAUGGCCUCAUCAGAGAGCCGGGGGCCCUGCCGUGUGCCUGCGGCCAGCUCCCAGACCUGGAGGAUGAGCUGUCUCUCCUUGACCCCUUACCCCGCUACCUGAAGUCCUGUCAGGACCUCAUCGUCCCGGAACAGUGCCGCUGCACGGACACGCGGCCUGGGAGAGAUCAUCCUCUUCCUGGCAGGGCGGCCUCCCCUGAGGCUCUCACCCCCAGCAGCAGGGAGGCUCCUGACCUCACCUCCCCUGGCCCAGACCCUCAGCCUGGCCCUAGCCCUGGGCUUCCCCUGGAUGUUUGCACUAAAGACCCAGCAGAUGCACCUUCAGAGGAGCCCCAACAGAAGGGAAGCCCUACAGAGCCUCUGACAUCUCAGGGACAGCCUGCCAACAGGCCCCCAAAAGAGGUCCCUGCCAGCCAGCUAGCCCAGCAGCUGCGGGAGGAGGGCUGGAGCCUGCAGACGUCUGAGAGCCUCACACUGGCUGAAGUCUACCUCAUGAUGGGCAAGCCAAGCAAGCUGCAGCUGGAGUACGACUGGCUGGCUGUGCUAGGCCCUGAGAGCCGGGCCACCCGCCCAUGUCCCCCCGUCCCCCAUGAGCAGCGCCUCCUGAACUGCCUCUUGAGGCUCAUCUCCACGGAGGUCAACCCCAAGCUGGCUCCAGAAGCAAACGCCACAUCCACGGCAUCCUUGAGGCCUGCCCAGGAGGAGCAGUCAACAACCCCCCCAGGGAAGGUGGUGACCAUCAGUUCCCGGAGUCCCCGCUGCCCUCGAAACCAGUCUGCCCUCCGCAGCAGCAAGACCUUCCCAUCUGGUGCUGCACCUUGCUCCCCAGGUUUAAGGAAUCCCCCAAGGCCCCUCUUGGUGGCUGGUCCCUCCAGUACAGGAAGCAGUGACUCAGAUGGUGGCCUCUUUGCUGUCCCAACGACUUUGCCACCCAACAGCCGACAUGGGAAGCUCUUCUCCCCCAGCAAAGAAGCAGAGCUGACGUUCCGGCAGCACCUAAACUCCAUCAGUAUGCAGUCAGACUUCUUUUUGCCAAAGCCCAGGAAACUGCGGAACCGGCACCUGCGGAAGCCAUUGGUGGUCCAGAGAACGCUGCUCCCCAGACCAUCUGAAAAUCAGUCCCACAAUGUGUGCUCUUUCUCCAUCUUGUCCAACUCUCCUGUUGCUGGAAGAGGCUCAUUCCGGCCCAUCCAGUCAUCUUUGACCAAAGCAGCUCUGUCUCGGCCAAUUGUGCCCAAGGUCCUUCCACCCCAGGCCACAAAUCACUUGGCCAGUGCAGUUGACUUGGCAGCCCAGAGUGCAGGCAUUAUCCCUGGGAGCCCCCUGCCGGUCUUGGCUACCGAGGGCUUGUCUGGCAUCUCUCCACUCUCUUCAGAUGAGGUAACAACCACUGCCCCGGGCCAGGAUUCCAGUGGACCCCAGCAGAAUGGAGACCCCGUUCCCCCUGUGGGGGGCACAAGGGACCCAUUCCUCAGCAUCCCCUCUAGGCCAGAGCAGGAGACAACAACAGACAGCUUCCAGGGUUCAUCUGUUCUCUCCUUAACCGAGCUGCCCAAGACUCCUCCCCAGAAUGGCCUCUGUACCCCUCUGCGCUCAGAGGGCUCCAGCGCCCGACUCUCCCCGCCCAACGUCUCCGCAUUACUGGACAUCUCCCUGCCUGGCCCCCCUGAGGAUGUGCUCUCACAGGGGGAGCCUGCCACGCAGAUCAGCGACUCCAUCAUCGAGAUUGCCAUCAGCUCUGGCCACUAUGGUGAAGGAGUCCCUCUUUCUCCAGCAAAACUGAACGGCAGUGACAGUUCCAAGAGUCUUCCCUCCCCAUCCAGUAGUCCUCAGACCAAUUGGAUUGCCUCUCCCACCCAUGACCCCCAGUGGUACCCCAGUGACUCCACAGACUCCUCACUCAGCAGCUUGUUUGCCAGCUUCAUCUCCCCAGAAAAGAGUCGGAAGAUGCUGCCGACUCCUGUUGGAGCUAACAGUGGCACUUCCUUGCUUGGUCCUAGUUUGUUGGAUGGCAACUCACGGGACUCAUUUGUGUCCAGAUCCCUGGCUGAUGUUGCGGAGGUGGUGGAUUCCCAGCUGGUGUGCAUGAUGAAUGAGAACAGCAUUGAUUACAUAUCUCGGUUCAAUGACCUGGCCCAAGAGCUGUCCAUCACUGAUCCUGGCCGCCGAGAGGUUCUGUUCGACAGUGGUGGAGGCGGCCCCCCGGUUGGUGACCUCUCCCAGUGACCGCACCUUAUGGCAACGGAAUCCUGAAGCCACAGAGGAGGACUUACUGGGCUGGCUGUGCUCAUUUGUGGCAGACAAAACCCUCUUCAAACUACAGAGAAAGCAAGUCAAGUCCAGAAUCUCUAGAAGAUAGUCACAGGGGCACAUCUGUACCCUAGAAUGUGCAUCAUGCGGGAACAGCUGGUCACAGGCCUAUCCCAACAAACGGAAGCUUAGACAUCCCGGGAGGCUAGAACCCACCCUGAGAAUGGUUGAUAUCAGAGACUGCUGUGGUGUGGGAAUGGUUCCUUGCCUUCCUGAAGCCUAUGCUAGUCUGAGUGGGGAUAUCCAGUACUGUGCCUCCACUGUGGUGCUGGGCAGUCCAGAGCUUGCAUUUCAGAAGGGUUGUGCGUUGGUAUGGUUAUUGUGUGUUGGGAGAUUGCUGCUGCAAUCUCUGAUGCUCCUUCACCCCACUUGGCUCCUCUGUGAUAGUGUUAAAGGGGACUGUUGACACAGCUCAGGCUCCUGCUUGGUGGUGUCUGCACCCCAAGGCUGAUGACAGGGCAGGGUUGGGGGUGUCCCAGGACAGCAUAUCCAGUGCCAUCUCCCGAGAACACUGACCCUUUCCUUCUGCUUCCCCUGUCCGGAGGGUUUGUUCUGACUGGUGUAAUAGGAAGGGGGAAGGGAAUCAUGUCUUAACGCAGGUUUUGUGUAUGUUUUGUAGGACUUUGUUAAGCUGGUUGAAAAUGUUUUUCUUGUGUUUUAAGAAUUAGGAGACACAGACAAGAAAAAACAGAGUCCUUUGUGUAGCUGGUUUCCUCCUCGUGUCCCCCUGAAAGUUCCUUUCAGGUGAUCUGAGAUGUCCUUUACCUUUACAGGACUGAUACCCCAGGCACUAACAUGACUGCAGGCCAGACUUCACUAAUGGGUCUUGGAGCUUCUCCCGAGAGGUUCUGUUAGGCACCUGAGGCCAAUCUGCCUAGCAGAGAGGACAUCCUGUUUGUCCUUCAGAGGCUCCUCCUCCUCUUGCUGACAUUGUUACAGGAUGUCCCCCAUACAUUAAGUCCCUUGGCAUGCUUUUGCACUGAGGCCCCAAGUUUCUUCUUCCUAAUUAAGGGGACCUGAGCAGGAUUUGGAUUUAUCUAAGAGCUCACCACCCUGUGAUCUUCUGGUGACUCCCUCCUGGAUCCACACAGAGGCUAGUGGGUAUUUCUGGAGGUAGCCUAGCAUCUUUUCUUUCCCUAGGAUGGAGCUAACAAGGCUCCUCUGCCUUCUCAGCUUCAGGAAAUACAAGCUUAUAAACCACCCUUUAGCCAUAUGUGGUGUGGCAUGGUGCUGGGCAAGUGAGGCCUAUGCUGCCCCCACUUGGUUACCCUUCACCCAGUAGCCCUUUCUGACCCACCUCCUUCCAUCUCUGCUCCUGACUCUCCUUUUCCCCAACUUGUCCAGUGGCAUCUAGGUCAGCCCUGACCCCCAUUGGUCUCUCCCCAUCUGUAGUAAAAAAGGGAGCCAAUGUGCGGAGGGGAAGGAAAGAACUUUGGUGUGGACCUUCUCCAUCCUGUGGUCUCACCAGCUGCUGCAGCGGUACUGGACUGCAGGCACCAGUGGAAGACACAGAGGGACAUCCUCCCCCUCCCCUUCCCAGGUUCCUCCUGGCACUGGUGCCUGUGAAGAGGCCUCUUGCCUCCAGGGCCUGACAGAGCUUGUGCUGUGGCCCCUGCUCUGUGAGUAGUUGAGAAGGGGAAUGUGGUGUUUGGUCAGCGGUGUUUGAACACUUGGUUGCAUGUGGUGUUCCAUGUGGCUUCCUGAAUUCAGCACCUUGCUGAGCUGAGAUCAGUAUGUCUCUCUGGGUCUGUACUACAGGUGAGGACCCGAGGCUGUACCUGAUCCGCCACUGGAGGUGGUAGAAUCCAUUAAGCAUUGUGUUAGCAGCAUGCUGGCCAACCCUUCCCUAACUGCUUCCCCUGUAGAGUACCUUGAGACACCACACCCUUUGUCCUACCUGUAAAAGGAGCAGAACUAUGGAGAUUAGGAUCCACUUCUGUAGGCUUUUGGUGUAGCAGCACUACCCAAUUGUGUAGACUGCAUUUGGGAGCCCCGAAUACAGCACUUGUCACCCAGUGGCAGGCAGGUUAGGGGGUGGAGUGGACUAACUGUCCUUUCUGAAAUGAAGCUGAUGGGAUUCCAGAGAAUUCUGCAUUUUCACUAGCAUUUGCUUACUGGGUUAAGGGGGAAUUGUCAUUCGUAGCAGAGAAAGUGGAGGCCUUUUCUCCCAUCCCAAACAUUUAUGUUAGGCAGCUGCUAAAAGACUAGCAGAGAAGCCUUCUAGGCCCUGCAUCUUCCAGUGGAGUAGUGGUAGUGCAGUAUCUAAGAUCAGUUUCUUAGAAAAAUCUUUCCCUGAUCCUGCUGAUGCCUGGGAACUUCGUGCUGUUCUGUCUUUUCUAAAGAUGAAGAGAAAGUACCUCUGCUAUCAAGGAAGUUGGUGUUUGGCCUCAUUCUUUACUGUGACUAUAGAAUAAUGAGCUUGCUGCCCUUGAGAAGAUGCUUGAAGCUUGUGCUUCUUUCUAUACCUUGUAGUGGUUAGGGUGCUUGCACAGGGAGUGGGGAUCUUCGGGGACCUUUCUUCAGGCUGUAGAUCUGCUUCCCGUACCUGCAGGUUCUUAGCAUGGGACUCCUGGAGUUUUGUCUGUUUUUUCAUUCUUACGGUGACCUCACUGUCAGUGGAGGUCCUUUUUAGUUUGAAGAUCACACCUUUGAGUCAACUUGCUGUACAAGACACUGGAAAAACAAGUGAGGAGGGGAAUAGUUAUAUCUGCUUCUUGAACACUAAGGUCUGUUACAUGUAUCUGUGAGGAAAUACAGCAGUUUGUCUUAUGGGGGAAAAACGGAAAGGUGAAACAAAAAAACAAAUCCACAGUACACUUUCCCAGCUGUCCGGCUCGCCACAUCUCCCAGUAACUUGUCAUGUGAGGUCAUUCAGGUCUUGGAAGCACUGCACCAACCCACCCACCCCUGUGUUACCGUCAUAGGGAAUCACUGGCUGCAGCACGUGGCCGGGGGCACACAAUCAGUGCUGUUUGCUUUAAUAAUUGUUAAGCCAUAUCAUCCAAGGUUUCUGGCUUGUUUUGAGAUGUGAAUUUGUUUUAUAGAUUAUAAAUAUACAGUGUAUGUAUAAAGCAGAAUGCCUGUCUUUCCUGGUUAUUUUUUGUACUAUAUUGUAAAUUAUAUUAUUUAUUCUUUACCAAUUUUGGGAAUAAAAGGUGUUUUGGUUAUUUAAUAUAAUAAAAAUUGUUAAACUCCUGUUUAAA